CGAGAAGAGUUAACCAAGUUGUUAUAAUUUAUGAUUAUAUAUCUCAAAAUAUUUAAAAUUAUUAAGACUUUAAUUGAAAAUAUAUGUGCAUUUUAUUAGUAUUUGAAUAGAUAAGAUUAUUCAUAUAUUUAAAAUUUGAAAAUGUUUCGAAUAUCUUUAAAUAAUUUAAUUAAAAGACAAAUACAUGGAAAUGCAGAAAUAAUAGAAAACUGUAAGGAAAUCAUAAACCGUAAUCCACGAAAUUUAGAACGUUUAAGGAUCGCCAGAAAACCGAUAGGUUAUGCCCUUGAUGCACGUGAAACUGCAUUUUGGCAUAAACUUGAAAUAUAUACCACUCAGCGUAAUAUUAUAACAGAAAUACAUCAUUUUGAAAAUGGUCCUGUUAUUACAGUCUCAAGUAAAGAAUGGGGAAUAAAAAAACAAUUAUAUAGCACAAGAGAUGUUAUAGCAUUCAAAUUUGUAGGACGUGUGCUUGCACAACGUUGCUUAGAAAGUGGUAUAUCUGAAAUAUAUGUUAAUAAUUCAAUUGCUGUUGGAUCUAAGGUACAAUUACUAUUAGAUACAUUAUCAGAAAAUGGAAUUUGCUUGAAAGAACCAGAAAGAUAUAAAGUUCCAAAACCUGGUAUAUUAGUGCAUCCAGAGAAACCUUGGGAAAUAUAUGAAUAGUUUUUAAUUAUAUGUGAAUGUUAUAUAACAAUGAAUGUUAUAUAAUGAAUGUAUAUGAUAAUAAAUUUAAAUUAUAAUAUAUAUAUUUAUAAUACUAUAUAUAUAUAUAUAUAUAUAUAUAUAUGUAUAAAUAAAUUUUUCUAAUUAUAAGUUAUUAUAUAAUAAACCAAAAUAUGAUAUUAAUUUUUC
This is a messenger RNA of Apis mellifera (honey bee), 855 nucleotides long. It is a transcript of the gene mRpL18, whose product is annotated as 39S ribosomal protein L18, mitochondrial. The record is from RefSeq and is a predicted model, not a curated record. Gene Ontology annotation, cellular component: ribosome; mitochondrion. The coding region runs from base 142 to 666 and encodes 174 amino acids. NCBI's taxonomy places the organism in Eukaryota, Metazoa, Arthropoda, Insecta, Hymenoptera, Apidae. Gene Ontology annotation, molecular function: structural constituent of ribosome; 5S rRNA binding. Gene Ontology annotation, biological process: translation. The transcript has 3 exons.